UUACCGUGCUGUUCACCGAGGAGCCUAUUUCAGGCCGUUUAUCGUGUGUGGUGUCCCCCCAGUGUCGUGAUAUGUCCUUUGAUUGGCUCAUUUGUCAGUAAUUACUAUAUAUAAUUCCUCUCUAAUGCGCCCGUUGUCUCUUUCAACAUGAGAGCUUUCUCUCGCUGAACGUAUAUAAACAUCCCAAUCAGCUUUUCUCUUUAUCCACUACGCUCUUCUCUCACUAUAUCAUUAGUAACCGUCAGAGUAUGUCCGUUCUUGCAAACGAUACACGUAUUGUCUCGACCAGGGAGGCCCUUGACAGAGUAACGUCCCAAGCAUCUUUCUUCGAUAACGUGGUUGUUAGAACUUUGGAUGCUUAUCAGACGCUAUUCCUCAGUUUUGCUACAGAGUUCUGUGCGAGAGCGUUGGAAAAGAUGCUGUCAUCCAGAGGAAUCAUGUUGAUUCCUGCAAUUACCCUUGAUUGCUUCUUCUGCAUGUUUGGCUUUGUCACUGCAGUAAAGAUCACAAUGAUCAAAGUUGUGCUCAUAAUUGCACAUAAUUCGACCCGUCCGGUGACUCCACCAGGCCCUGGGAGCACAAAGCGUCAGUCAGUGACCAUCAACAAGAUUGGAGCCGUUGAAUUGAUCGAUUUUAUCGACUUCCUGAUUCCUGCAGAGGUUGCAGAGCACAUUGUCAUUGGCUUUGGUGUCAUUCCAAAGAAUAGUGUUUAUCACCUGGACGACGAAACGUUACAGCUGGAGUUUCAGAAGUAUGGCUACGAAUCUGUGCAGCAGCUGGUACUGUUUGACAAUACAGAGGGCUCAAGGGGUUAUAGGAAUGUGUUGUUCGAUGCAUUCUAUGCAGUACACACAGAUGGGUUCCAUAGUUUGGUGCUUAGUGCCAUCUUUGGCCCAUUGGGCUUGCUGGAAGCCGUGUCCAGCGCACACUGGAACAAUGGCUCCUUUGAGCCAACGAACGGGCUAAGCACGGAGUGGUGUACCCUGUCAAGCUUCGUAAAGAAGGAAGUUGACGAUGAUUACCUCAGUGCCUAUAGAACCCGUUUAUCAGCAGCACAGGAGUCAGCGGAGUUCAACGGGUGCAUUUCCGGCUCAAUUGACAGUACAAUUGGAUAUGGCCAAUACUGGAGCAACUCAAUUGGAGGUGUGAAUGGUGAUUGUAACUGUUAAACAGAGGCAUAACAUCCCAUAUCGUGUUAUAUGACUGAGAUGCAAUUUUGGCGCAAUAAUGGCUCUAGUUUUCCAGAUCGGGUAAUUACGCUCGUAUAGAGCGAAAAACAAACCCGCUGCUUCGCCAAUUUUUCACCGAAUUUUUCUCGUUUGGCGCGAUGUAUUUCCUAAACCGGAAAUAAAGGGAUAAGCAGCGCCGACCUCUGAACGAGUUUUCGAAAUUUUGUUCAGACGAAUCGUUUGAUAAAACACAUCAACACGGUGGUAAAAUACACGAAAGAGCACCUUCCGUUGAAACGAGAAUGGGUAAAUUACUCCAAUUGGCUCUUCAUCCCGAUGAAUUGGCGUCUAUCGUCCAAUUGUAUGUGAUCUGAUUGUGCUUUCGUGCCCAUGUUACUGACCUGGUGUGUAGUAAGCUGUUCAGAAAGAACGAGAAUGCUCGUAAUCCAGC
Molecule: messenger RNA, 1620 nt
Organism: Williopsis jadinii
Lineage: Eukaryota; Fungi; Ascomycota; Saccharomycetes; Phaffomycetales; Wickerhamomycetaceae
Exons: 1
Coding region: 249-1169 (306 amino acids)
Source: RefSeq, a predicted model, not a curated record